This is a messenger RNA of Gekko japonicus, 1218 nucleotides long. Its product is annotated as ubiquilin-1-like. The coding region runs from base 1 to 1218 and encodes 405 amino acids. Gene Ontology annotation, cellular component: cytosol. NCBI's taxonomy places the organism in Eukaryota, Metazoa, Chordata, Lepidosauria, Squamata, Gekkonidae. Gene Ontology annotation, molecular function: polyubiquitin modification-dependent protein binding. The transcript has a single exon. Gene Ontology annotation, biological process: ubiquitin-dependent protein catabolic process. The record is from RefSeq and is a predicted model, not a curated record.
AUGGAGAUUCUGGGCCCCGGUCCAGAGGGCUCGGUCGCCUGCCCGGUCAUCGCCAGCAGCCCCAGCUUCAUCUGCGUCACGGCCAAGUCCCCCAAAGCGAACGGCCAGUUUGUGCUUCCCGAGACGUACACCAUCCAGCAGUUCAAGGAAGAGAUCGCCAAGCGCUUCAGCUGCGAGGCCGGCCAGCUGGUGCUCGUCUUCUUCGGGAGGAUCCUGAAGGACCAGGCCACCCUCCGGCAGUGCGGGAUCGACGACGGGAUGACCGUCCACCUGGUGAUCCGGCCCCAGCCGGGGGAGCAGGAAGAGCCUCCGCCGCCGCUGCCGCCUUACGUGCCGCGGCUCCCCGCGUGCGCCCCGGUGCCCUCCCACACCGCCCUGGGCCCGGCCCCCUUCAGCCUCGGCACGCAGGGCCCGUGGGGCCCGCCAGACGCAAGCCUCUCUGGCCCCGAGUGGCCGCCGGUGCCCACCUCGGAGAUGGUCGUCCAGAAGGUGCGGCAGGUGAUCCUGGCCAACCCGGAGAUCCAGCAGCUGGCCCAGCAGGUCCCGUCCAUCGGCCACAUCCUCAACAACGCCGACAUCAUGCGCGUCAUCCUGGACAAGAUGCGGGAGAUCAUGGACCUGGCCCGCAACCCGGAGAUGGUGCAGGACCUGAAGGGUCCCGACCAGGCCCUGGUCAGCCUCCAGAGCACCAUCCCCGGAGGGGACAACCCCCUCAGGCGGCUCAACGGCGAGAUGCAGGAGCCCGGGCCGAACCCGGCGCAGGACGGCUUCGUGCUCGGCCCGUACGCCACCCUGGGGAGGGGCCCCUGCCCGUUCCCGGAGCAGGGCACCCUCCAGGGCCAGGAGGGCAUGCCGCCCCCCCCGCUGGCCUCGGCCUGCACCACCAGCCUGGGCAGUGACGAGGGGGGCCUCUCCGGCGGCUGGGUCGCGGCCCCCCUCGGGCACAGCCCCUCCACGCCACACCUGGCCUACCGCUCGGGGGCCGAGCCCUUCAGCCCGAACCCCGACCCGGCCGAGAUCCCGAUGAUGAUCGUGAACCUCUGCAACGCCUACACCAAGCGCAUGAUGUUCUCCCUCAUGCAGAACGCGCUGCUGGCCUCCCAGAACGCCCGGGCCGGGCAGCAGGAGCAGAUCAAGGACCAGGUGACCAGCCUCUCGCAGCAGAUGCAGAGCCCGGAGAUGACGGCCGCCAUGUCAAUGCGGCUACCCACUACAUAA